UCGCUGAGCUCACGGCUCAGUCCCUACAUAUUUAUGCCGCGUUUCCAGCCGCUGGGUGAGGAGCUACUUAGCGCCGCGGCUCCUCCGAGGGGCGGCCGGGCAGCGAGCAGCGGCCGAGCGGACUGGCUCAUGACGCCUCAGAUCUGGUCCGCAUCUAACAGGCUGGCAAUGAAGAUACCCAGAGAAUAGUUCACAUCUAUCAUGCGUCGCUUCUAGACACAGCCACCAGACGCGUCUCCUCCCCUUUCUGCCUGACCUUAGGGACACGUCCCACCGCCUCUCUUGACGUCUGCCUGGUCAACCAUCACUUCCUUAGAGAAUAAGGAGAGAGGCGGACACAGGAAAUCAUGCCACCGACGGGCCACCAGCCAUGAGUGGGUGACGCUGAGCUGACGUCAAAGACAGAGAGGGCUGAAGCCUUGUCAGCACCUGUCACCCCGGCUCCUGCUCUCGGUGUAGCCUGAAGCCUGGCUCCUCCUGGUGAAAUCAUCUUGGCCUGAUAGCAUCGUGAGGUCUUCAGACAGGACCCCUCGGAAGCUAGUUACCAUGGAGGAUCACAUGUUCGGUGUUCAGCAAAUCCAGCCCAAUGUCAUUUCUGUUCGUCUCUUCAAGCGCAAAGUUGGGGGCCUGGGAUUCCUGGUGAAGGAGCGGGUCAGUAAGCCGCCCGUGAUCAUCUCUGACCUGAUUCGUGGGGGUGCCGCGGAGCAGAGUGGCCUCAUCCAGGCUGGAGACAUCAUUCUUGCGGUCAACGGCCGGCCCUUGGUGGACCUGAGCUAUGAUAGCGCCCUGGAGGUACUCAGAGGCAUUGCCUCCGAGACCCACGUGGUCCUCAUUCUGAGGGGCCCUGAAGGUUUCACCACGCACCUGGAGACCACCUUUACAGGUGACGGGACCCCCAAGACCAUCCGGGUGACACAGCCCCUGGGUCCCCCCACCAAAGCCGUGGAUCUGUCCCACCAGCCAUUGGCUGGCAAAGAACAGCCCCUGGCAGUGGAUGGGGCCUCGGCUCCCGGGAAUGGGCCUCAGCAUGCCUACGAUGAUGGGCAGGAAGCUGGCUCGCUCCCCCAUGCCAACGGCCUGGCCCCGAGGCCCCCAGGCCAGGACCCUGCGAAGAAAGCAACCAGAGUCGGCCUCCAAGGCAGAGGGGAGAACAAUGAACUGCUCAAGGAGAUAGAGCCUGUGCUGAGCCUUCUCACCAGUGGGAGCAGAGGGGUAAAGGGAGGGGCACCUGCCAAGGCAGAGAUGAAAGAUAUGGGAAUCCAGGUGGACAGAGAUUUGGACGGCAAGUCACACAAACCUCUGCCCCUCAGCGUGGAGAACGACCGAGUCUUCAAUGACCUAUGGGGGAAGGGCAAUGUGCCUGUCGUCCUCAACAACCCAUAUUCAGAGAAGGAGCAGCCCCCUGCCUCAGGAAAACAGUCCCCCACAAAGAAUGGCAGCCCCUCCAAGUGUCCACGCUUCCUCAAGGUCAAGAACUGGGAGACUGACGUGGUUCUCACUGACACCCUCCACCUUAAGAGCACAUUGGAAACAGGAUGCACUGAGUACAUCUGCAUGGGCUCCAUCAUGCUUCCUUCUCAGCAUACACGGAGGCCUGAAGACGUCCGCACCAGAGAACAGCUCUUCCCUCUUGCCAAAGAGUUUAUUGAUCAAUACUAUUCAUCAAUUAAAAGAUUUGGCUCCAAAGCCCACAUGGAAAGGCUGGAAGAGGUGAACAAAGAGAUUGAAACCACUAGCACCUACCAGCUCAAGGACACAGAGCUCAUCUAUGGGGCCAAGCAUGCCUGGCGGAAUGCCUCGCGCUGUGUGGGCAGGAUCCAGUGGUCCAAGCUGCAGGUAUUCGAUGCCCGCGACUGCACCACGGCCCACGGGAUGUUCAACUACAUCUGUAACCACGUCAAGUAUGCCACCAACAAAGGGAACCUGAGGUCUGCCAUCACCAUAUUCCCCCAGAGGACAGACGGCAAGCACGACUUCAGAGUCUGGAACUCCCAGCUCAUCCGCUACGCUGGCUACAAGCAGCCCGACGGCUCCACCCUGGGGGACCCGGCCAACGUGCAGUUCACAGAGAUUUGCAUACAGCAGGGCUGGAAACCACCGAGAGGCCGCUUCGAUGUCCUGCCGCUCCUGCUUCAGGCCAACGGCAAUGACCCUGAGCUCUUCCAGAUUCCUCCAGAGCUGGUGUUGGAAGUUCCCAUCAGGCACCCCAAGUUUGAGUGGUUCAAGGACCUGGGGCUGAAGUGGUACGGCCUCCCCGCCGUGUCCAACAUGCUCCUGGAGAUUGGUGGCCUGGAGUUCAGCGCCUGUCCCUUCAGUGGCUGGUACAUGGGCACAGAGAUUGGUGUCCGCGACUACUGUGACAACUCCCGCUACAAUAUCCUGGAGGAAGUGGCCAAGAAGAUGAACUUAGACAUGAGGAAGACGUCCUCCCUGUGGAAGGACCAGGCGCUGGUGGAGAUCAAUAUCGCCGUUCUCUACAGCUUCCAGAGUGACAAAGUGACCAUUGUUGACCAUCACUCCGCCACCGAGUCCUUCAUUAAGCACAUGGAGAAUGAGUACCGCUGCCGGGGGGGCUGCCCUGCCGACUGGGUGUGGAUCGUGCCCCCCAUGUCCGGAAGCAUCACCCCUGUGUUCCACCAGGAGAUGCUCAACUACCGGCUCACCCCCUCCUUCGAAUACCAGCCUGAUCCCUGGAACACCCAUGUCUGGAAAGGCACCAAUGGGACCCCCACAAAGAGGCGAGCCAUCGGCUUCAAGAAGCUAGCAGAAGCUGUCAAGUUCUCAGCCAAGCUGAUGGGGCAGGCUAUGGCCAAGAGGGUCAAAGCGACCAUCCUCUAUGCCACGGAGACAGGCAAAUCGCAAGCUUAUGCCAAGACCUUGUGUGAGAUCUUCAAACACGCCUUUGAUGCCAAGGUGAUGUCCAUGGAGGAAUAUGACAUCGUGCACCUGGAACAUGAAACUCUGGUCCUCGUGGUUACCAGCACCUUCGGCAACGGAGAUCCCCCUGAGAAUGGGGAGAAAUUCGGCUGUGCUUUGAUGGAAAUGAGGCACCCCAACUCUGUGCAGGAAGAAAGGAAGAGCUACAAGGUCCGAUUCAACAGCGUCUCCUCCUACUCUGACUCCCAAAAAUCAUCAGGCGAUGGGCCCGACCUCAGAGACAACUUUGAGAGUGCUGGACCCCUGGCCAAUGUGAGGUUCUCAGUUUUUGGCCUCGGCUCACGAGCAUACCCUCACUUUUGCGCCUUCGGACAUGCUGUGGACACCCUCCUGGAAGAACUGGGAGGGGAGAGGAUCCUGAAGAUGAGGGAAGGGGAUGAGCUCUGUGGGCAGGAGGAGGCUUUCAGGACCUGGGCCAAGAAGGUCUUCAAGGCAGCCUGUGAUGUCUUCUGUGUGGGAGAUGAUGUCAACAUUGAAAAGGCGAACAAUUCCCUCAUCAGCAAUGACCGCAGCUGGAAGAGAAACAAGUUCCGCCUCACCUUUGUGGCCGAAGCUCCAGAACUCACACAAGGUCUAUCCAAUGUCCACAAAAAGCGAGUCUCAGCUGCCCGGCUCCUUAGCCGUCAAAACCUCCAGAGCCCUAAAUCAAGUCGGUCAACUAUCUUCGUGCGUCUCCACACCAACGGGAACCAGGAGCUGCAGUACCAGCCUGGGGACCACCUGGGUGUCUUCCCUGGCAACCACGAGGACCUCGUGAAUGCCCUGAUCGAGCGGCUGGAGGACGCGCCCCCUGUCAACCAGAUGGUAAAAGUGGAAUUGCUGGAGGAGCGGAACACGGCUUUAGGUGUCAUCAGUAACUGGACAGACGAGCACCGCCUCCCGCCCUGCACCAUCUUCCAGGCCUUCAAGUACUACCUGGACAUCACCACGCCGCCAACGCCCCUGCAGCUGCAGCAGUUUGCCUCCCUAGCCACCAGCGAGAAGGAGAAGCAGCGUCUGCUGGUCCUCAGCAAGGGUUUGCAGGAGUACGAGGAAUGGAAAUGGGGCAAGAACCCCACCAUCGUGGAGGUGCUGGAGGAGUUCCCAUCUAUCCAGAUGCCAGCCACCCUGCUCCUGACCCAGCUGUCCCUGCUGCAGCCCCGCUACUAUUCCAUCAGCUCCUCCCCAGACAUGUACCCUGAUGAAGUGCACCUCACUGUGGCCAUCGUUUCCUACCGCACUCGAGAUGGAGAAGGACCAAUUCACCACGGCGUGUGCUCCUCCUGGCUCAACCGGAUACAGGCUGACGAAGUGGUCCCCUGUUUCGUGAGAGGAGCACCCAGCUUCCACCUGCCCCGGAACCCCCAAGUCCCCUGCAUCCUCGUUGGACCGGGCACCGGCAUUGCCCCUUUCCGAAGCUUCUGGCAACAGCGGCAAUUUGAUAUCCAACACAAAGGAAUGAACCCCUGCCCCAUGGUCCUGGUCUUCGGGUGCCGGCAAUCCAAGAUAGAUCAUAUCUACAGGGAAGAGACCCUGCAGGCCAAGAACAAGGGGGUCUUCAGAGAGCUGUACACGGCUUACUCCCGGGAGCCAGACAAACCAAAGAAGUACGUGCAGGACAUCCUGCAGGAGCAGCUGGCGGAGUCUGUGUACCAAGCCCUGAAGGAGCAAGGGGGCCACAUUUACGUCUGUGGGGACGUCACCAUGGCUGCUGAUGUCCUCAAAGCCAUCCAGCGCAUCAUGACCCAGCAGGGGAAGCUCUCGGCAGAGGAUGCCGGCGUGUUCAUCAGCCGGAUGAGGGAUGACAACCGAUACCAUGAGGAUAUAUUCGGAGUCACCCUGCGAACGUAUGAAGUGACCAACCGCCUUAGAUCUGAGUCCAUUGCCUUCAUUGAAGAGAGCAAAAAAGACACCGAUGAGGUUUUCAGCUCCUAACUGGACCCUCUUGCCCAGCCAGCUGCAAGUUUUGUAAGCGCGGACAGACACUGCUGAACCUUUCCUCUGGGACCCCGUGUGGCCCUCGCUCUGCCUCCUGUCCUUGUCGCCGUGCCCUGGUUUCCCUCCUCGGGGUUCUCGCCCCUCAGUGGUUUCCUCGGCCCUCCUGGGUUUACUCCUUGAGUUUUUCUGCUGCGAUGCAAUGCUUUUCUAAUCUGCAGUGGCUCUUACAAAACUCUGUUCCCACUCCCUCUCUUGCCAACAAGGGCAACUCACGGGUGCAUGAAACCACUGGAACAUGGCCGUCGCUGUGGGGGUUUUUUUCUCUGAGGUUCCCCUGGAAAGGCUGCAGGAACUAGGCACAAGCUCUCUGAGCCAGUCCCUCAGCCGCUGAAGUCCCCCUUUCUCCUUUUUUAUGAUGACAUUUUGGUUGUGUGUGUGUGUGUGUGUGUGUGUGAUGGGCCAGGUCUCUGUCCGUCCUCUUCCCUGCACAAGUGUGUCGAUCUUAGAUCGCCACUGCUUUCAUUGAAGACCCUCGAUGCCAAGAAACAUGUCCCUGGCCCAUAUUAAUCCCUCGCGUGUCCAUAAUUAAGGGUCCACGCCCGUGUCCCUGAAACAUUUGGAAGCCCUAUAAUUGUUCUAGUUAGAAAGGGUUCAGGGCAUGGGGAGAGGAGUGGGAAAUUGAUUAAAGGGGGCUGUCUCCCAAUGAAAGGGGCAUUCCCAGAAUUUGAUGCAUUUAGAUUCUGAUACCAGUGAGCAGAGCCCUCAUGUGACAUGAACCCAUCCAAUGGAUUGGGCAAAUCCCCUCCCCAAACCCACCCAUCCCAGCCAGAAUCACCUGACUUGGCCACAUCCAUUGACUCCCCGCUCCUCCAGCAAUAGCAUCCAAGGGGCCUGGAAGUUAUGUUGUUCAAAGAAGCCUGGUGGCAAUAAGGAUCUUCCCACUUUGCCACUGGGUGACUUUGGAUGGGUCACUUGUCCUCAGUUUUUCCUAGUCAUAAUGUCAUACAAAGAAUAUGAAUGGAUUAAAUGUUAAAGCUUUGGUGCCUGGAAACAAUAUCAAGUAACAAUAUGAUUGUUAUUUUUUUAUUCCCCCAAAGGGGGCUUGCUGCUUCACCCUUGGGCAUGAAAUAACGGAAGCUGGUUAAAGUGGAUGAGGUUGGAGAGAGUUGCCAUAAUGAAGUCCUACGUGGCUUCUUCGAUAGGAACCACAACUUGGGGUGGGAAGAACUUGUCCCUCAGGCUUGUUGCCCUCUGCAGUUGAUCUCCAAAGUUUUAAACCUGUUAAAGUAAUUUUGACAAAUAAAUUACCCUCAACUCAGAUCAAAAAUGGGCAGCCAAGUCUUCGGUAGGAAUUGGAGCUGGUGCAAUUCCUCCCUAAGAGGCAACCUGUUGAAUUUACUCGCUCAGAGUAAAUGGUGAGAAGGGAUCCCUUUGUAUACUUUUUUAAAUACUACAAAUUAGUGUCAGGCAGUUCCCAGAAAGAGGCAAGAAAUCCUAGAGGCCUCCCAGACUGCAGGGUCCCCAAGGAUGAAAAGGGAAUGUUCUGCUGGUUCUACCCUGUUUGUUGUGUCUUGCUAUACAGAAAAACCACAUUUCUUUUAUAUACUGUGCGUGGGCAUAUCUUGUUGUUCAGUUUGGGUGUCUGCUAAAGAGGAAGUGCACUGGGCCUCUUUGAAAGGGCUUUACAGUGGGGGCACCAAGACCCCAAAGGGCCCAGGCCAGGAGACUGUUAAAGUGAAAAGGCAAUCUGUGACUCACCUUGCUCUACCAUCCCUGGCAGCCCCCACCAGUGUCCCGUUCCUGCCACAUGGAGCUUGACUUCAUGCCAGCUAUAAUCUCCCCUACCUUCCUUUAAUCCCAAUUUCCCCUGCUCACUCUUCCACAGAUAUAAAGAACAAACACUUAGCAUCCCACACUCACCCUUUCUAUCCUGAAGGGAAGCCCAUUCUAAACUCCUUUCCUGCAAACCCAUUUCCAGCUCCUAGUAGCUUUCCUCCCAAAGGCUUUCUUUCCAAUCCUUUAUACCUUUGGAGACGCCUCCCCAGUUCCCCAGGGAAGGAAACUGCUGUGUCCAAUCCCCAUUAAAGACAAAUUGAUCAGUGCUUUAUGCACUCCAAGUCAAGCUUUAUGCAGGAAUGCUUUUCCAUCAGGGAAUAAAUGCUUAGAAGAGCUUACAAUGUGCCAGGCACCUCCUUUCUGCAUGUGCCUGCCCUUCUAGUAGCAGACAGACGGAAACAUUGUCUCGUUUUGUCAAGGAGUCCAAAGAAAUGAUUAUAAAACCAGGAUUCAUCCUUCUUCUCCAGAAAGAUUUUUUUUUUAAGUAAACACCUUUCAAUGCCCAACACAAGCUGCUUCACAACUCCAGGCUAGAAGGCAGGAGAGCGAUCUGAUGUGUUUCUUUUAUUUGCCAGAAUUCCUGAUACCAAAAGCCUGUCUCGAGUAACCUAUCAAGGACCAGAGUGGAGUCCAGAUUUAGAGUUAGGCUCCGAUCAAGGGUGGGGAAAUACUGCCCUCUCGUGGUGGCUUUUCAUCCAGGCCUCGUAGCCAACCGUAAGUGCAAAAUAGAAUUAAGCAAUGGGUAAGCAAAAUAGGGUUGACAGGGUAUUUGGGGGUUAUUCGGGGUAUGGCCUGUUUAUUUCCCUCUUCCCCCUGAAUUGACCAGUAGCAGCUCCAGCCCCAUUUCACAAAAGUGAGUUUGGCCAGGAGGAAUGAGACGUCUCCUGAAAUAGGAACGCUGGAACAUCAUGCUCACCUGCCAUCACUAUGCAUCCAGUUCCCACAGCUUGUGUCGUGAAAGAGCAGAGAGAUGAUGUUAAACUCCUUGGGAGGAGAGAGGGCUUCUUUUGGUUUCCCUGGCGUGAGACAGCCAGGUGUCUUUCUUUUGCGGGGGGGACACUUCAGACCCAUCAAAAUGGAAUUUUGGGAGCCGACCUGAGUGCAAAUCCUAAUUCUGCCCCUGUUGGUGCAGAUGGCUGUGGGCGGCUCACUUGACCUUUUAGAGUCUGCAUACCCACUUGUAUAACAAGGUGGAUUGAAUGAGACAAUGCCCACGAAAUGCCCAGUUACAGUACCUGAUUCAAAACUUACUGCAUUUUAAUUUUUCACUUAUAACAUGUCUUGCUUCUCCAGUGUGUGGAAGGCACCGGGCAGUGUGCAGAGAUAAGAAAAACACAGUUCCUCUCGUGCAGAAGGUUAGAAUCUUUUUUUUUUUUUUUUUUUUUUGACAGAGUCUUGCUCUGUCACCCAGGCUGGAGUACAGUGGUGGGAUGUCAGCUCACUGCAUCCUCUGCCUCCCCCAGUUCAAGUGAUUCUUCUGCCUUGGCCUCCUGAGUAGCUGGGACUACAGGUGCCUGCCACCACGCCCAGCUAAUUUUUGUAUUUUUAGUAGAGUCAGGGUUUCACCAUGUUGGCCAGGCUGGUCUUGAAUUCCUGACCUCAAAUGAUCCACGCACCUCAGCCUCCCAAAGUGCUGGGAUUACAGGCAUGAGCCACCACGCCUGGCCAAAGGUUAUAAUCUGAUGGAGAGAGACACCGGUCUUGGAACUGACAUAAAUUUCUGGGGUUUGAGAAAUGGAUGGGAUUUCACUGGUAGCUUCUGGAAAGUAAGAGUUGGCCAGAAAUUGGGAAGAGUGAGAGGAAAGGCAUGGACAGGGAGCAUGUAAGAUAAAUUGAGGCUGGCUUUGGAAAGCUGAGGAGGGCAAGAAAAGGUGGACUGGGACCAGACCAUGGGGAGAGGUGAGUGGCAUUACAAGAAAUUUAGGCUUUAUUCAGAAGGCAACAGGGAGUGCCUAAGAGUAUUUUUCAAAAGGGGACAUUAAGGCGAUUGGAGUUAUGCUUGGAAAAGAAAGUUCUGGCCACAGUACAGAGCAUGGCCCAUUGAGCUGUUGGGGGUUAUUGCUGCAACCAAGGCUUGAGUGAGGGAAGAGGCAGAUGUAGUGAUAAAGAGACUCCAGGAACUGAAUCAGUGUACCUGGCGCCCCAUCCAUUGUAGAGGGUGAGAACAAAGGAGAAAUUAAAACAUCUUGCAGGCUAGGCGCGGUAGCUCAUGUCUGUAAUCCCAGCACUUUGGGAGGCCGAGGUAGGUGUAUCAGUUGAGGUCAGGAGUUGGAGACCAGUCAGCCAGUUAGUAGAAACCCUGACUCUACUAAGAAAAUACAAAAAUUAGCCGGGCAUGGUGGCAUGCGCCUGUAGUCUCAGCUGCCUGGGAGGCUGAGGAAGGAGGAUCGCUUGAGCCCAGGAGGUGGAGGCUGCAGUGAGCCAAGAUUGUACCACUGCACUCCAGCCUGGGUGACAGAGCAAGACUCUGUCUCAAAAAAAAUAAAAUAAAAUAAAAUAAAACAUCUUGCCCCUAGCUGAGAGAGAGGUCUCCAAAGAGCAGGCUCAGGGAAAAGAUGAGUUUUCAGAGCUGAUGUGAUAGUCAGCUUCUCUGGAGUCGACAGGGUGAAUCCUUCCCAAGUCCAGCCACGCUCAAAUGCCCGGAGGGAAAACUGACCCCCAGCCAGUAGACAUUGGCUAAGAACACGGAAUCUUCUGGCCAAACACACUUUCAGCAGCUGCCUGCUCUGGACUUUGAAAGAGGUCAGGUCUUGCCCUAAGCUCAAAACAAGUGAGAGGUGUCCUGACCUAGCUCGUAGGGCAAAUGGUCCUAAUAGGAUGGGCAAUCCAGAUGCCUGAGCCCCUUCACUCCUAUAGCACCAGCGCCUAAUGCAGCCUUUUCAUUCAUGCCAUUAGGAAAUCCAUGGACUUCUAGCCUGUGUUUUAAGCCAGCCAUGUUUCCUUGUAUAUUUCCCUACCCGCUGCCCCAGAUACCCAGCAUGCCGCUGUGGCCACCAUGUCUUCAAAGCCUUCUGUCUGUAUCAGGAAGGUAGUCUGAGACUGCCAGGAAGCAACAAGGAGAGAGAAACACUAACUAGUCUUCCUUUAUAACCCAUUCAUACUCUCUGGCUGUCCCCAACCUUCAAAGUCUCCUGCAUCCGAAUGUCCUCUUUGUCUCAAAAAGUAGGCCAGACAUGGUGGUUCAUGCCUGUAAUAGCACUUUGAGAGACUGAGGUGGGAGGCUCACUUGAGGCCAGGAGUUUGAGACCAGCUUGGGCAACAUAGCGAAAUCUCGUCUCUACCAAAAAAAAAAAAAUUAGCUGGGCAUGGUGGCAUGCUCCUGUGGUCCCAGCUACUUGGGAGGCUGAGGCAGGAGGAUCACUUGAUCCCAGGAGUUCGAGGUGACAGUGAGCUAGGAUCGCACCACUGCACUCCAGCCUGGGUGACAGAGCAAGACCCUGUUUCUUAAAAAAAUUAAAAUGAAAGACCAGGCGCUGAAUUGAGGAAACACAGGUCUGAGGGUCUGAGGGAAGGGGCCUGCCUCCCAAGGAGUCAACACAGAUGUUCCCCAUGAACAGGGAUUUGACCUUUGGAGGCCAACCUGGCCUGGCCUCUGCCCUUUAUUUCACACUCCCUAUCCUUGGCCCACUGCCAGUCCCUGCCUUGUGGCAAAGGGACCCCAAAAGAAAAGCUGCCUUUCCCCAAAUGUAACGACCCAGGUACACUUUCACCCAUGGAAAGCAGUGUCUGUCGAGAGUCUGUUUCCUAUUAAUACUUAUCAAAGCCACAUGCGAGGGAGGUGGUCAGGUGCCAAUAUGCCUUAGUAUGUUUAUAUGAGUUUGUUUUGUUCUGGAGUAUCCAAACAGUUCUGGUCGAGCGGGCUAUGCCUGUCUGGUCCAAAACACAGUCCCUUAUUAACGAGAUGGCCCUGGCAGGAAAGAACAAAUCUGCCUCCAUGCACUGCUUCCUGCAGUCUUUUAGAAAAUGACUCCAGGACAUCGAAGUGCCCAGAUUUGACUGUAAGUUCCAGGAGACUGUGGCGCAGGGUCUGUCAACCUCAGCACUAUUGGCAUUUGGGGCUGGGUAAUUCUUUCUUGUGGGGGCCGUCUUGGGUACUGUAGGAAGCAGAGCAACAUUCCUGGCCUCCAUCCACGAGGUACCUGUAGCAGUGUCCUGCCAAUGGUAACAAUCAAGUAUGUCAUCAGACAUUGCCCAACGUCCCCAGGGGGCAACAGCCCUCUCUUGGACUUCAGGGUCAAGAGAAUCUCUGCUGGCUACCCCAGGACUUCUCAUUAUAGAUUUCCUGGAGCACGCGGCAGAAACUUUGCCUAGCCCAAUGGUUGUUUCCAUUAUCUGCUGCCAAAGCGGGAUUUGAGGGUAUCUGGGGGAGGAGGCAUGGGGAGGGCAGGAUGCUUUCAAAAACCCCUCCCAGGCCGGGCGUGGUGGCUCAUGCCUGUAAUCACAGCACUUUGGGAGGCCGAGGCUGGCAGAUUACUUGAGGCCGGGAGUUAGAGACCAACCUGGCUAACAUGGCAAAACCCCAUCUCUACUAAAAAUAGAAAAAUCAGCCCGGUGUGGUGGCGGGCACCUGUAAUCCCAUCUACUCAGGAGGCUGAGGCAGGAGAAUUACUUGAACCCAGGAGGCAGAGGCUGCAGUGAGCCGAGAUGGCACCACUGCACUCCAGCUUGUUAACAGAAUGAGACCCUGUGGGGGGGAAAAAAAAAAGCCCUCCCAUGCCAGAACAGAGGAUGGCAGUCCAUUUCGAUAAGACACUAUGUCCUUGGUGUUGGUUCUGAUUAAGACCCACUGAGAUCCAGUGCUCUUGAGCUGGGUCUCAGUCCCCUCCCAUGUCCUGUGCUCUGCCGCCACUGUUUUCAUUGUUGUGUUCUCGUUGUGAUCGUUAAGACUCACACUCCUGGCUCAGCAGUGGUUUUCCAGAAGGCCCAAAGAGCGGUGCCGAGCACCCCACGUCGCAGUGUCCGUUCCGGGCUUGGGAAGCUGGGGAGGUGGGCAGACCUGGUCGCAUCUCACCACACACACGCACACACACACACACACACACACACACACACACACACACGCUGUCAGAAACUCGGCCGUCCCCCCUACCUCUGAGCUCUCAAUGCUGCUAAUCUCUGCCAAGUGUCCCUGUGCUCCAGCACCUUCCUUGAAGGACUGACACCCACCCCACGCUCUUUGCGAGGCUGUCCAGGCUGUGUUUGUCGCAUGCUCUUCUUCUGUAUAGUUCUCAUCUUCCAAUUUUAUGGGAUUCAACAAAAGCCUAUUAUGCUUGUUUGCAUUAUGGUUACAAUAUUAAAAAGUGGAUUCAA
Messenger RNA from Pongo pygmaeus (Bornean orangutan), 12000 nucleotides. It is a transcript of the gene NOS1, whose product is annotated as nitric oxide synthase 1. The record is from RefSeq and is a predicted model, not a curated record. Lineage: Eukaryota; Metazoa; Chordata; Mammalia; Primates; Hominidae. Gene Ontology annotation, biological process: nitric oxide biosynthetic process. The transcript has 29 exons. Gene Ontology annotation, molecular function: NADP binding; heme binding; flavin adenine dinucleotide binding. Bases 547 to 4851 code for a protein of 1434 amino acids.